Dentiscutata erythropus is the source of this 148-nucleotide messenger RNA. The record is from the annotation of a GenBank genome assembly. Lineage: Eukaryota; Fungi; Glomeromycota; Glomeromycetes; Diversisporales; Gigasporaceae.
UUAAUUCACUUGUUGCAUAAUGUCCUCGAUCCGACAAUUGUGCCAGCUCAAAAACAUCCCUGUAGAAGAUCAUAUACAUUGAGAGUUCAGAGAUCUGAAGGUGUACCCGAUUGGGCAGCAGGUGGAGAAAAUGAAGAAAUUUAUUCUA